Heteronotia binoei (common prickly gecko) is the source of this 1900-nucleotide messenger RNA. It is a transcript of the gene C8A, whose product is annotated as complement C8 alpha chain. The record is from RefSeq and is a predicted model, not a curated record. Gene Ontology annotation, biological process: immune response. Bases 15 to 1856 code for a protein of 613 amino acids. Gene Ontology annotation, cellular component: membrane attack complex. NCBI's taxonomy places the organism in Eukaryota, Metazoa, Chordata, Lepidosauria, Squamata, Gekkonidae. The transcript has 11 exons. Gene Ontology annotation, molecular function: protein binding.
UCAUUAAAAAGACAAUGUGGUUCAGGCUGAAUGAGAUUUUCCCUCCUAAGAUUCUCUUGAUAGUCUGUUUACUAUCAUGUCAGGAUACAGCAGCACACAUAAAGCUAAAAGGAUUGCCUUCCCAGAGAUUAAGAAGACAAGCUGGAGGUCCUUUAUCAGUUGACUGUGAGCUGGGCCAGUGGUCAGAAUGGAGUGAAUGUCUUCCUUGUCAAAAAAAAAAAUACAGUUACAGAGCUUUAUUACAUCCAGCCCAGUAUGAGGGGAGAAAUUGUACUGGCAGUCUUUGGAAGGAAGUACCGUGCCACCCAACAGGAACAUGUGUCCAGACUCAGAUCCAAGACUGUGGAACAGAUUUUCAGUGCAUAACAUCUGGCCGUUGCCUUCAACAACACCUUGUAUGCAAUGGAGAACCAGACUGCAGAGAUCAUUCUGAUGAGGCUAAUUGUAAGAAUGCUGAAAGAUUCUGUGAUGAGGAUCUGCAGACAGUCCCAGGGAUCAGAGAAGCAGCUCAGGGGUACAAUAUGCUUACAAAAAAAAGAGUGCAGCUGGUUUAUGAUCCUGCCUACUAUGCGGGCCGGUGUGAAUUGGUCUAUAAUGGAGCAUGGCGAAAGCUCAAAUACGAUGCUACAUGUGAACGUUUGUACUUUGGAGAGGAUGACAAAUAUUUCCGAAAGCCAUACAAUGUUAACUUCUAUCAGUUUUUAGCACAUGCUGAUUCUGGCUUUUCCUCUGAGUACUAUGCAGAAGCUUCAGACUUACUGAAUGCCCUGAAAAAGGAUCCCUCUGGAGAUAUAGGUGUUACAAUUGGCAUAGAACCAUCUUCUCUUAUGCCUCUCUCUCUCCCAUUUGACCUAGGUCCCAAUCUUUCAUUUGACCUAGGUCUCAGUCUUUCAUUGGGAUCUGGGACUUUGGAAAAUGCUACUCUGUAUACAGCAAAGAAUGUAGGAUUUAUUCGAACACUCACCAAAGUACAAACAGCCCGUUUCAAGAUGAGAAGAGAUGAUAUAUUUCUGCAUGAAACAAUGCUUCAGUUUCUGAUGGAUCUUCCAGAUAAAUACAACUAUGGACUGUAUGCCAAGUUUAUAAACCUUUAUGGCACCCACUUCGUGACAUCCGGGACAAUGGGAGGCAUCUUUGAAUACAUCAUUGUUGUUGACAAAGAUGAAAUGAGGAGAGAAGAGGUUACAAGCAGCACAGUAAGUGCCUGUAUUGGUUUAUCAGCAGGCAUUUCAUUAAGCUUUCCAAUGGAUAUCUUAACAGCUAGAUUCAAGGUGCCCUAUGAAGAGUGCUCAAAAGUUGUACUCUUUGAAGCACAUUCACAAGGUGCUUUCAAAACAAAAUCAGUCAUACUGGAUAUUAUUCCACGGAUUCGUGGGGGAAACAAGAAAUUAGUCAGCAGGCUCUUGAGAAGCUGGCAUACUGAUGCAUACCGUUACUGGGGGAGGUCAUUAAAACUUAAUCCCACUGUUAUUGAUUUUGAGCUACAGCCCAUAUAUGAAAUACUGCAUAGGACCAAUCUUGCCCAUAUCGAAACCAAAAGGCAAAAUCUGAAAAGGGCUUUUAGUGAAUACUUAACUGAGUUCAAUGCCUGCCGCUGCAGUCCUUGCCAAAACAAUGGUGAACCAAUGCUGAUUAAGACCGCCUGCAUUUGUGAGUGCCAACAAGGCUCUGAGGGUGCAGCAUGUGAGAACACAAGGCAGGCAGGUCAUCCUGUACAUGGUAUGUGGACUUGCUGGACACCAUGGACUCCCUGUCAAUCUCAGUCACGAAGGCGAACCAGACAGUGUACUAACCCUGCUCCUCAAAAUGGUGGAACAGCGUGCGCAGGCAGAAAUGUGCAAACGGAGGCAUGCUAGCACCAUGGCAUGAGUGAAUUAGUGGAUUCUGCUGCCAAAGAGGG